This is a messenger RNA of Cornus florida, 1255 nucleotides long. RefSeq names its product protein LEAD-SENSITIVE 1-like. The transcript has 2 exons. Bases 25 to 528 code for a protein of 167 amino acids. Lineage: Eukaryota; Viridiplantae; Streptophyta; Magnoliopsida; Cornales; Cornaceae. The record is from RefSeq and is a predicted model, not a curated record.
AUCAACAGAGAAAAAAGAGAGAAGAUGGGAGGAGCGUGGUCUUACUCUAAAAAGAUCAGCAGAGAAGAACUGAAGGCAGGCGAUCACAUCUAUUCAUGGAGGAGGAGUGGCUUACACCUCUACGCUCAUCACGGGAUAUAUGCAGGUGAGGGGAUGGUGAUCCACUUCACUCAGGCUGCGGGCGGCGUUUCAGUUAGCUCAGCUUGGUCAGCUGCACCUACUUACUCCCGUUGCCCAAUUUGCGGGUAUCACUCGGGGCUUAAUGGUGUCAUAUCUUCCUGCAUUGAUUGCUUCCUUUCUGGUGAUGAACUCUUCCUGUAUGAGUAUGGUGUCUCACGGGCCCGACGAGGGAUCAGUACCUGUAAAGUUUCUGAUCCACCCGAAAUUGUCCUUGAUCGUGCUGAAUCUAUUCGUCGUAAUGGUUUUCCUGGCUACAACAUCUUGAUCAACAACUGUGAGAACUUUGCAAUCUAUUGUAAGACGGGUGAAGGCGUUGGCAUCCCGAUUGGACAGGCAAACCCAUUUUAAGCUUUCAUUAAGAGCAUCCCCAACCCACCUGCCAUAUGAACAGUCAAUUCAAAAUAUAAUAGGUGGAUUAAAAUUGUGGUCUCCAAUGGCAUACUAUAUUACCUAUCAAAAUUUGGCUUUGUCAUUUUUGGUGCCAAAUCUAGCACAAGAAGCUAUUUUUGAAAAGAGAGAGAGAGAGAGAGGGGCGAUGGAAACUAAAAGAUAUGGGUUUUGAUUUUUUGAACAAUCUGAAAUGAUAUGCCGAUAUAUAUAUAUAUAUAUAUAUAUAUAUAUAUACAUAUAUUUAAAAAAGAUCAUAAAAAAUUUCACCAAAUAGGAUUUAGUUUGCAAAACAAGAAUUACAGACCUUGAUUAGUUGAUUUAGAAAAAAAAUUAAAACAAAACCCAUACGUACAAGUUAGCAAUUGCAGAGAGAGAGAGAGGGGGGGCAAGCUUGAGAGUUGAGAGACAGCGGUUGAAGCUUGCAAACGGCGAACCCGAACUGGAACAACGAGCGAUGGAAACUGAAAGAUAUGGGUUUUGAACUUCUGAUUCUUGUUGAUUUUGUAGUUUGCAGUUGCAGGGAGAGGGAGGCAAUUUCAGAGUUGAGAACAAGAAUAGAGAUGGACGCGAUUGGGGAGGUUUAAAUGAUUUGCCCAAAAACUAUAUAUAUAUUUGGGAGGCUGAAAUGAUUUGCCCUAUAUAUAUAUAUAUGUGUGUGUGUGUGUGUGUGUGUGUGUGUGUGUAU